This is a messenger RNA of Encephalitozoon intestinalis ATCC 50506, 963 nucleotides long. RefSeq names its product splicing factor 3B subunit 2. Lineage: Eukaryota; Fungi; Microsporidia; Unikaryonidae. Gene Ontology annotation, cellular component: precatalytic spliceosome; U12-type spliceosomal complex; U2 snRNP. The record is from RefSeq and is a predicted model, not a curated record. The transcript has a single exon. Gene Ontology annotation, biological process: mRNA splicing, via spliceosome. Bases 1 to 963 code for a protein of 320 amino acids.
AUGAGAGCAGAGAUCAAUGAUGAGUAUGGAUUUAUUCACGAAAUAAGACCCAAUAGAAAUCCCUUGAAUAAAAGGCAGAGGAAAAAAAGGGCAUUGCAACACAGAUAUGAGGACCUCAAGCUUGUUGUUCCAUAUCCAGAGCUUUUUGAGUUUGAGGAUGUAACAUGCCCAGAUCCAAUAGCUCACAAUAAGAUGAAGGGACAGAGUAGUGUUCCGGUCCCCAGCAAUUGGAGAUCAAGCUCUGGAAGAAUGUUUCCGCAUGGAUACCAUAAGCCUGGAUAUCAGAUUCCCUGGAAUGUAAUGAAGACAGGGAUUCCUGAGUUAAGAAGAAUGAUGAAGGAAAGGGAGGCGGGGAUGAGUCUUCGGGAAAGGGUAAGGGAAAAGUUGUAUCCAAAACUGGGGAAAUCCUUGGUCGACCAACGGAUACUGUAUGAGGCGUUUUCCAUAGAGGAAAAACCGCAUCUCAGUAGUUAUGGAGAAUUUUUCAAGCCGGGGACGGACUACUUUAUAAAGAAGAGCUCCUCUGGUACGAUGAGCGUUGAGCUCAUGGAAGCUCUGGGAAUCGACAACACCACUCCGCCGCCAUGGCUUUUCAAAAUGCAGAAGUAUGGAAUGCCGCCAUCCUAUCCGAAUGCAAGGAUUCCAGGGCUGAAUGCACCAAUACCUGAGGGAUGUAUGUAUGGAUACCAGCCUAGGGGUUGGGGAGAGCCCCUGGUUGAGGCAGAGGCUGGAAUAGCUGAAAACGGCAUUCUUCAAGAGAGUGUAGAGGUUAUCUAUAACACUGAGAACCAGUACACUAAGCCGGUGUACAUUGAGGAGUUGGAAGAAAGAGUUACUCUGGAAAGUAGUAGGGCUGAAAAAGAUGAGGCACCCGAAGAAAAAGCUGUUGCUAAGGAGGAAGUGGAAGCGAAAGAAAAAAGAAGAAGCAGAAAGGAAAAGCUUUAUAAGAGUAUUAAGUUCUAG